AUGUUCAAAGCGGCGACGCUAGCUCUAAACAAGGCCAUCAAAGAAAACAAGAAAUACUGCUUCGACAGACUGUACCAGAGUGCCAACUCGAACCCAUGGGGAGACGCCUAUCGGGUGGUGAUUGCCAAAACAAGAGGGACACUGGCUCCUCUAGAGCGAUCAGCGAGAAUAAGAGCAGAUGACGAAGAGGUGGCAAGGGUGACGGUGGAUGAGCUAAUGACGGUGGCAAAGUCCCUCGAAACGAGUAAAGCACCUGCUCCGGACGGGAUCCCGAACAUAGCGUUCAAGGCAGCCAUAAUUACCAAUCCGGACAUGUUCAGAUCAUCCAUGCAGAGGUGUCUGGACGAGCGGACAUUCCCGGACAUAUGGAAAAAACAGCGUUUGGUCCUGUUACCGAAAUCGGGCAAGCCACCAGGAGACCCCACAGCAUUCAUACCAAUCUGUCUAAUAGACACGGUAGGGAAGCUACUGGAGAAGUUGACAGACUGUCGCCAGGUCGCCAUCGAAUGCAAGCAACGCGGUAUACGUUACUGUGCAGUAAUAAUACUCGACGAGCGGAAUGCAUUAAACAGUGCGUGCUGGAUGGAGACCACGAACUCGUUGUGUCAACUGGGAGUACCGGUAGGGCUGUACAAGAUUCUGGGAAACUAUUUCCAAAAUCUUCGAGACAAACGAGGGCUUGUCACAAUCACGUUGCUGCAACCAAUUUUGUCUGGACUGUGCUGCUCGGGAACCUAUUCGAUCAGUCUAGAAGAGGAAUGGUUGCGCAGUAAGAAGCUACAGUUGCCGCCACAUAAAACGGAGAUGAUAGUCGUCAACAACCGGAAAUCGGUGCAGGAGGAGACAAGUGGCUGCGACAUAAGUUUGAGCUUCAAAAGUCAUGUCGAGUACGUCUGCAAACGUGAGGCGAAGGCGGUAGCGCCACUACCGAGGACGAUGGCGAACGGCUCUAGGGUGUGCUCCAGCAAGCGAAGGCUGCUGGCAAGCGUGGCGGUUUCAAUACUGCGAUACGGAGGUCCAGUCUGGGUGUUGGGGUUGAGCGCAAACUGCAACGUGCGCAAGCUGGAGAGUAUCCCAACGGUGACUAAGUCCUUUUGCCUUCGCAAACAUGACGCAACAACGCAACGGGGAAAUGGACCAGCUUCUAACUCGAAACUCAUGGCUUUCCGCGUUGUGUUGAGAAACGUGAACACGAGCGCACCACUUCGGAACCGCGCGCCGCCAUCGACCAUCGUCGCUGUAUGCAUCGUUGAUGAAAUUGGCGAACAUGCCAAAAAAUUCAAAACCGAAAAAGUGCUAAUUCAGUUCGAUCAAGCUAAGUGCUAA
This is a messenger RNA of Armigeres subalbatus, 1326 nucleotides long. RefSeq lists its product as uncharacterized. Bases 1 to 1326 code for a protein of 441 amino acids. The record is from RefSeq and is a predicted model, not a curated record. Lineage: Eukaryota; Metazoa; Arthropoda; Insecta; Diptera; Culicidae. The transcript has 6 exons.